Molecule: messenger RNA, 1466 nt
Organism: Pogoniulus pusillus (Red-fronted tinkerbird)
Lineage: Eukaryota; Metazoa; Chordata; Aves; Piciformes; Lybiidae
Gene: FBXO39
Product: F-box protein 39
Exons: 3
Coding region: 1-1320 (439 amino acids)
Molecular function (GO): protein binding
Source: RefSeq, a predicted model, not a curated record
AUGGAGGACAGCAGCAACCCUGAGCAGAGCUCCUGGGCUCAUCUGCCUGAUGUCUGCCUGAGGAAUAUUUUCCGCUGGUUGGAUGACAAGGACAGGGCUCAGGCUGCCCUGGUCUGUGUAAAAUGGAGUCAAGUCAUGUACUCAGGGUCCCUCUGGAGAUGCAGAACCAUCGCCUUCUACAACCGCCCGUCAAGGACGCAGGUAUUGGAGCUGCAGCGGGCUCUGUUCUACGCCAAGAAAUUUGGCAGGUAUUUGGAGCACCUCGAGAUCAAGCUACCAAAUCCUCAUGGCACUACCUUCACCCAGAGAUUUCAAAUGGUUAUGAGAGAUCUUCUUUCACACCUGAGUAAGUGCAACGAUCACCUCGUGUCCCUCAGCAUCCAGUACCUGGAGUUAGAGCGCUACUUCUGGAGGAGCAUGGUCAGGGCUCAGUUUGUCAAGCACUUAGGCACCUUCCUGCAAACAAUGAACAAGCACCUUGAUUGUCUCAACUUGAAAGGAGCAAGAGCAGCCCUGGAUGAGGGCUGUGAGCUUCUGAAUUCUCUAAGCUGCUUGACAAAUCAAAGCUUUGUAUCUAAACUCAACAUUGAGGAUUUCUUCGGUCUCCAUCUUCAUGUCUACAGGAGCAGCUUGUUCCACCAAACCAUGUCCAAGUUCCACAGCCUGGUCAUCCUCUCUCUCAGUUACAACUGCCUCUCUGAUGAGCUGCUGGACAUCCUGCGGGAGCACAGCGCUCAUUCCCUCUCCACCUUGAAUAUCAAAUGUCAUAUCCAUGACCCUCAUGAGCAAGUGGUCUGGGGAAUGUCCUGGGCAAAAUUGGCCAAGAGUGCCCCAAAGCUGACUGUGAACUUCUUCUUUGAAAGAGUUCUGAAGCAUGAUCACCUUGCCAAGAUCCUGCUGGUAGACAUCCCAGUUGGAAGCAUCAGUCUGCGGAGCUGCUAUUUCAAUAACCCGGAGUGGAUAAUGAGACCUACCCUCACCAACCUCAUCCCAGCCUACCACCGUGUGCUGCAGAAGCUGACACUGGAGUUCAACAAUGACUGCGAGCUGCUGGAUGAAGAGCUGCUCCAGCUCACCUUAGCAUGCAAGAGGUUGUCCUAUCUGAAGGUCUGGGCAUAUCUCAGUGUCACCUUUAUGGAGAGGCUGCUGCAGAACCGUGCAGAAGGGAAAUGCAUUUUGACUACCAUAAAGGUCAAGAUUUACACAACCCAGCCAGACACCACUGAGGAGGAUCAGCUGUUGCGUGGUAUCUACAGGAGGUUCAAAUACCUGAUUGACUCAGAGCUUAAUUAUUUUGCCACCACCUGCUCAGUGGACUAAACCACAGGCAGAGACAACUCCCAGUAACAUCUGCAAGCAACAAACAGAUCCUUUUGGAGAGCAUUAAGAAGAGAUUUGAAUCUUGGCAGCAAUGCCUCAAAGUGAGAUACCAAUGCACUCCAUGCAUUAAACUGUUGGACUGAAGA